ACCAAGAUGGCGUCGAUUGACAGCUUCGAAUUUUUAUUUAGAGAAGUUUCACACUUAUUUUCUUGUUACAGAGACGGCCUUGCAUUUAUUGGAACAUAUUAUACACUGAAGAAGGCUUACCAGAUAUCUAAUUAUGUUGUCAAUGGUUUGGCGAACAAUGUUCUCAUUCAACUUCAUUCUAAACGAGAUCUCAGAGUUCAAUUUGGAAUGUGGGCAGUUGUAACAGGAGGGAGUGAUGGAAUAGGUAGAGCAUAUGCUCAAGAAUUAGCUAGUCGCGGUAUGAAUAUUGUUCUUAUUAGUCGAGGGCAGAAAAGACUUUAUGAUGCUGCUAGUCAAAUCAAAAAAAUGUUUAAUGUACAAACUUGUACAGUUGCAGUAGAUUUCUCGCAUACAGAAGGAACUUAUGACAAGAUAAGAAAAGCCUUAGGUGAUAAAGAAAUUGGAGUUCUAGUGAAUAAUGUUGGAAUGAUGUAUGAUUUUCCACGAUAUUUUCUAGAUGUUCCCGCAGAGAAUCUUAGUCAGAUAAUACAAGUGAAUUGUACUGCUGCAACUUUGAUGACUCAUAUGGUGUUACCUGGUAUGUUAAAAAGAAAAAGAGGAGCUGUUGUUAUGAUGUCAUCAGGAGCUUGUACACAGUGUACACCACAAAUGACAGUCUAUGCUGCCACCAAGAGUUAUUUAGAUUAUUUUACCAAGACUUUACAGUAUGAAUAUAAGGGAAAAGGUGUGAUUAUUCAGUGUUUAAAACCUUUCUAUGUGGCAACUAAAAUGACAGAGUACAGUGAAACACUAUCAAAUCCUAAUCUCUGGAUUCCCUCUGCUAGUAUAUAUGCCAGGCAUGCUGUAAAAACAUUAGGUCGUGUUCCAGUAUCAACAGGAUAUUGGCCACAUGCUAUACUUGCCUGGCUUACAGAAUUAAUACCAGAAUUUCUCUGGAUGUGGGCAGCCUCUGGAUUAAAUACAGCAUUAAGAUCUCAAGCUAAACGUAGAUCAAAACAUCGAAAAACAACAGAAUCAGAUCAAUCUAUGGACAGUCCAUCAGACCAUAGUAGCUUUCUUUCACCAUCUACGUCAUUUUGA
Lottia gigantea (owl limpet) is the source of this 1080-nucleotide messenger RNA. RefSeq lists its product as hypothetical. The record is from RefSeq and is a predicted model, not a curated record. Gene Ontology annotation, molecular function: oxidoreductase activity. The transcript is spliced from 9 exons. Lineage: Eukaryota; Metazoa; Mollusca; Gastropoda; Lottiidae. The coding region runs from base 7 to 1080 and encodes 357 amino acids.